Talpa occidentalis (Iberian mole) is the source of this 2140-nucleotide messenger RNA. It is a transcript of the gene NOB1, whose product is annotated as NIN1 (RPN12) binding protein 1 homolog. Gene Ontology annotation, cellular component: preribosome, small subunit precursor. Gene Ontology annotation, molecular function: RNA endonuclease activity. Lineage: Eukaryota; Metazoa; Chordata; Mammalia; Eulipotyphla; Talpidae. The transcript is spliced from 9 exons. Bases 14 to 1249 code for a protein of 411 amino acids. Gene Ontology annotation, biological process: maturation of SSU-rRNA; ribosomal small subunit biogenesis. The record is from RefSeq and is a predicted model, not a curated record.
UUGCUCGGCCAAGAUGGCGCCGGUGGAGCACGUUGUGGCUGAUGCGGGAGCUUUCCUGCGGGACGCGGCUCUGCAGGACAUCGGGAAAAACAUCUACACGAUCCGGGAUGUGGUCAGCGAGAUUCGGGACAAGGCCACGCGCAGGCGGCUCGCAGUCCUGCCCUACGAGCUGCGCUUCAAGGAGCCUUGCCCGGAGUACGUGCGGCUGGUGACUGAGUUUUCAAAGAAAACUGGAGACUAUCCCAGCCUCUCUGCCACAGAUAUACAAGUGUUGGCACUCACCUACCAAUUGGAAGCAGAAUUUGUUGGGGUGUCUCACCUAAAACGAGAACCAGAAAAAGUUAAAGUGAGCUCAUCCAUUCAGCAUCCGGAAACUCCUCUACACGUUUCUGGUUUCCAUCUGCCCUCAAAGCCUAAACCCCCACGAGAAACAGUAGAACAUGGACACCCAGAAGGCAAACCCGAGGACCUAGAAUUCACUUCCUUCCUGUUCUGGAGAAACCCUUUGCCAGAUAUCGAUCGUGAGCUGCAAGAGUUGCUGGUUGACAGAGAUGAGGAUGUUCCAAGUGAAGAGGAGGAGGAGGAAUAUGAAGAAAGGAAAGACGAAGAUAGUGAUGGUGAUGGAGGUGGGUGGAUAACCCCCAGCAACAUCAAGCAGAUCCAGCAGGAGUGGGAGCAGUGUGCCGUCCCCACGGACGUGCGAGUGGGCUGUGUGACCACAGACUUCGCCAUGCAGAAUGUCCUGCUUCAGAUGGGGCUGCACGUGCUGGCAGUGAACGGUAUGCUCAUCCAUGAGGCCCGGAGCUACAUCUUACGCUGUCACGGUUGUUUCAAGACAACAUCUGAUAUGAACCGGGUAUUCUGUUCACAUUGUGGAAACAAGACCCUGAAGAAAGUGUCUGUGACCGUCAGCGAAGAUGGCGGCCUGCACAUGCACUUCUCCCGCAACCCCAAGGUGCUGAACCCUCGAGGCCUGCGGUAUUCACUUCCUGCUCCCAAAGGGGGCAAAUAUGCCGUCAACCCCCAUCUGACUGAAGACCAGCGAUUCCCUCAGCUGCGGCUCUCCCAAAAGGCCAGGCAGAAAACUGAUGUUUUCGCCCCUGACUACAUAGCUGGGGUUUCUCCCUUUGUCGAGAACGAUAUCUCUAGCCGGUCAGCUACGUUGCAAGUCCGAGACAAGACUUUGGGAGCUGGGAGGAGACGGUUAAAUCCUAAUGCUUCCAGAAAAAAGUUUGUGAAGAAGAGGUGAAGUACAAACUUUCACAGGCAAAGUGGAUUGUUCUGGGGCUGCCUAGGUGUUCUGGUAUCUCAUUUCUCCAGCUCUGCCAGCUCCACAACCUUCUGGAUGGAAAAAAAAAGGCUUGGCUGACAUCAUGCUGCUUCGUCACUCACUUAGGUGUGUUGGGUUUUCUGGUGGAACUAGGCCUCUUUGGGCUGGUGGGCAUCUCCACACCUGGGAGUCCACGCCGAGGGGAAUUUGAUGAAAAGGAAGGAACAUUGCGCUGGAACAAAUCUUCAACCUUUAAACAAGGGAACUGCUGGAUGAUAUUUUUUAAAUAAAUGUGGUUGCAAGCCAAGCUUCUGUGUAUUUUCAUUAAAUAAACAAAUUUUUGCUUCCUAGGUAAUUUGAAGUCUAAUACCUAAGGUAUGCACCUAUCAAGCAUUUAGCUUUAUCUUCUUGCCAGAAAAAGAGUUUUAUAAUAAAACCGUAAGUGUAGCCAAUUUUUCCAUUUUAAAAAGGAUGGUUCCUGUCAUUCAGAAAAGUUGAAUAUAAUGAAGUAAAAUACAGCCUUUUGCCUAGAAACACCCAGAGUUUACAUUUUCCCUUACUUGCUUUUUUUCCUCUCUGCACACGCAAGUACACAAAGUAUCUCCUAGGAAAGGGCGUUCUUUUUACAUAAUGACAAUACAGUGAGCACACUCAGAAAUUUAAUAUUAUUGUCUAAUGCAAAGAACUCAAAUUUUACCAAAUUGUUCCAGUACUGUUCUUCAAAACAUUCUCAAUGAAUUCUAAACAGUUUUCUUAGCCAUUGUCUUUGUUGAGGGUGACAAAUAGUAUAAACCAGGUUUUUAAAAAAAAUUUCCCUCCUGGGUUUGACAGAUUGCUCCAAUUAGAUUGAGGUCACGCCACCUUGGGCAG